AUGUCUAAUGAGCCAUUGAACCAUCAGCUUCAAAAACUCAAGAUCCGGUUGAAAAAUUGGGAACACGAGUUUUCGCAUAAUCAAAAUCGGAAACCGUCGAAACAAGAUGUGAAAUCAAAUCCUUCUAUAUCCCUACUCUACAAGGAAUACUAUAAAUUAAAGCAAAAGGUUGCUAGCGGUACUGACGAAACAACCAGUCUAAGAAAAAAAGAUGAAACUCUGGAGCAACCAGAAUUUCGAACGCCAACAAAAGUCCGAAAAAUCGAGAAACGUUUAUUUGAGCAGGAAACGCCAACGUCAAAACAACUUGAGGUGACACCCAAGAGCGCUGACAAAAGCUUGCUGGGACCCACUCCACAGCUUUCACGAAGGGUGAUUAAUAUAUUUGAAGAUAUUUCACCAAACCCAUCCCCGAGUGGGAAAACCCCCCAGACAGCAGAGACUUCUGUAAUGAGCAUCGCUGAAACUUCUAUGCAGUCCAUGACACCGACGACACCAUCCAAGCGGAUACGUCCAUCUGUAGAUUUAUCAUCACCUUCUUCUGCCAUUUUUGAUACACCUACUACGUAUCGCACAGAAGUGCCGUCUUCUCCAAACUUUUUGCGAGUCUCUUCACGGUGUCGGAAAAGCUUGAGCGAAAUGAUACAAGAACUAAAAGACAUUGAAGACGAUUACGGAAACGAUGAAGAGAGAAUUCUAGCAGAGGUGGAAGAAAAUGAGAGUUCGUCCUCCUCAGACCCGGAGGAAAACCCUGCACAAGAUUCCACGAGACCAUUUAAGCGACGUGUUAAGAGACAAAAUCGACUAGUGAAACUACCUCCUUCAGUCAGUGCAGAAAAGAGCCAUCUGGAUCGUAUGCCGGAGAUUGACGAGGAAGAAGAAGCCACAGCGAAUGCCCCAGAUCAAGAAGAAGAAGAAGAAGGAAAUGUUGCCAGUUCGACUGAAAGACCCUCUUCGAAAAAUGCAAAGUCGGAAGAAUCCAAACGACGUUUAAAAAAUGGACUUUUACUUGGAAAGCAAGUGAGCCAAAACUAUUCGUCUUACAAACUCAAUCGAGGAAAAGGAAAGAAUUUCCGUUCUCGAAGGUAA
Schizosaccharomyces osmophilus is the source of this 1089-nucleotide messenger RNA. It is a transcript of the gene drc1, whose product is annotated as DNA replication preinitiation complex assembly protein. Lineage: Eukaryota; Fungi; Ascomycota; Schizosaccharomycetes; Schizosaccharomycetales; Schizosaccharomycetaceae. The transcript is spliced from 3 exons. Gene Ontology annotation, cellular component: DNA replication preinitiation complex. Gene Ontology annotation, molecular function: DNA replication origin binding; single-stranded DNA binding. Gene Ontology annotation, biological process: DNA replication initiation; DNA replication; double-strand break repair via break-induced replication. Bases 1 to 1089 code for a protein of 362 amino acids. The record is from RefSeq and is a predicted model, not a curated record.